Molecule: messenger RNA, 3455 nt
Organism: Dioscorea cayenensis subsp. rotundata (Guinea yam)
Lineage: Eukaryota; Viridiplantae; Streptophyta; Magnoliopsida; Dioscoreales; Dioscoreaceae
Product: carboxyvinyl-carboxyphosphonate phosphorylmutase-like
Exons: 4
Coding region: 2717-3370 (217 amino acids)
Molecular function (GO): catalytic activity
Source: RefSeq, a predicted model, not a curated record
UUCAUAAUUUUGAUACCUAAUCUUGUGAAUUGUUCUUUUUGAAAGAAUUUCUUGAAUUGGUUUUCUUAGAUUCUCAUACUAAUUAAUUCAGGUGAAUGGUGUGAUUAGCUUUCAAAAUGCUGAAUUCCUUUAAUUUUCUUAUAUUGACAGUUAGUUGUUGUGUUCUUUUUGAAAGAAUUUCUUGAAUGGGUUUUCCUAGAUUAUCAUAGUAGGUAAUAAGGAUGUAUAGUACUAUUAGCUUCCAAAAUCGCUAAUUCAUUUACUUUUUUUUAUUUUUACAUUUAGUCACCAAUUAUUAUAGUUUAGUGAAUGUACAGUUCUAUUUGAUCAGAGUUUACAUGUAAAUCUGAAUCUAUGAAUUUUAGUUAGUUGGCUUGAGUUUUUGUUUGAUUGUUCAUAAUUCUAAUAUCUGAUCUUGUGAAGUCUUGUUCUGUUUGAAAGAAUUUCUUGAAUUUGUUUUUCUAAAUUCUCGUAGUAAUUAGUUAGGGUUUGUAGUAUGAUCAACUUUCAAAAUCACUGGAUUCAUUUAUUUUUAAAAUUUUUAUUCUUGUGCCAAAUAUCUUACUUUAGUGGAUAUACAAUUCUAUUUGGUCAAAGCUUACAAGUAAAUUUGAUUUUCUGAAUUUUAGUUUGUGGUUUUGAGUUUUUGCUUGAUUGUUCAUAAUUCUAAUAUCUGAUUUUGUGAAGUCUUGUUCUUUUCAAAAGAAUUUCUUGAAUUUAUUUUCCUAGAUUCUCCGUUCUCAUAGAAAUUAGUUAGGGUUUGUAGUACAAUAAGCUUUCAAAAUCACCAGAUUCAUUUAUUCUUAAAUUUUCAUUCUUGUGCCAAAUAUCUUACUUUAGUUGAUUUACAAUUCUAUUUGAUCAAAGCUUACAAGUAAAUUCUAUUCAAUGAAUUUUAGUUUGUGGUUUUGAGUGUUUGCUUUAUUAUAAUAAUUUUAAUAUCUGAUUUUGUGGAGUCUUGUUCUUUUCAAAAGAUUUCCUUGAUUUUGUUUUCCUAGAUGCUCAUAGUAAUUAAUUAGGGAUUAUAGUACAAUAAGCUUUCAAAAUCACCAGAUUCAUUUAGUUUUAAUAUUUUUGCACUUUUGCCAAAUUUCUUAGUUUAGUCAAUAUACUUGAUCAAAGUUUAGAUGAAAAGUUGACCUAUGAAUUUUAUCUUAUGAACUGAAUUGUUGCUUCUGAUUUUCCUUUCUAAUAUUUGAUCUUAUGAGGUCUUAUUUGUGAUCACACAUGCUUAUACACUUCAGGAUUUAAUGGGAUUAGAUGUGUGUUUUUUGCAGAACAUUUCUGGAAUUGUUUCCCUGUAAUACAUAUAUUUUGAUCAGGAUGUGGGUUUGAUAGUUAGUUUGUCUGUGCUUAUCUGUCAGUUGAAUUGUUGACAUGUAGCUGUGUCAGAUGAGGGGUUUCUCUUCUAAACAUGUUUUUGCUUGUGUUUAUGACUUUAGUUUUUCCAUUGAUUGUUUCAAUGAUAAAUAAUUGUUGAAUCAGACUUAAUGUUUCAAUUAGAAUAUUACAUUAAGAUAAAGCAACAUAGGCAAGAAAUUGCAAGAACGCAAACAAUUGGUGUACCUUCAGUGCAAGUACUAGUUUCCAUGUUGCAUAGUAGCUACAAGCAGUUAGAGUGCACUAACCAAGAGAUGCCAGCAUAGGCAAGAAAUUACAAGAAAGGUAGCUAUUGGUGCGCAGUGCACUUGCCAACCCUGGGCAAAUUUGAGUUUAGUACAAGUUUUAAUGCUUUUUAAGCCAUUGUGCAGUAGCUACAAGUAGAUAGACGGUCUUGUAUCUUAAAAAUGUUGUCAUGUUAAAGUUGGGUUGUAAAUCUUUUUUUUUUUAAAUUUGUUUUGUUGUUAUGAUAAUAACUUUUUCUUAUGGUUUAAGUCUUUGAAUAUACACAUUUGUUGUUGACUUCAUUGUGCAAGUGCUUGAUUUCCUAUUAGUCUUUUGAAUUGGAAAUUUUGGUAGAUUUUUUUAAAGAUAUUUUAUGGCAAAAUUAUGACGCAUUUCCAACUUGGAUAUUCCUUUGUCUAUUAAAUGUUUCUAUCAAAAGAUUUGGAGUGUUUUUUCCUUUGCUUUCAGUACUAUGUAAAUGUCUAUCUGUUGCUAUGAUUUGGCAACCCAUGUACUAAUUAUAGGCAGAUGAUUACACAAUGUUGUUUGGUAUAAUUUUUUUUUUCUUGUUACCAAUCAUUGGUUAAUCAAGAUAUGUGCACAUCAAAAUCACAGUAUGCUAUUAACAGAAUAAUGGAAGAAUGUGCUGAUUUUAAUUAGUGCCAACAAAUCUUAAUCCAUGAAAUGUGAAUAAUUCUUAAACAUUUUUGAUAUUUUUUGUGUUGUUUCUUGUGCUUUUUGGUGUGAUGCACCUGUAGGCGAGAAUUUCCCCACAUGGAUGGAUUGCUCACUCUUGCGUCUAUAAGUAGUAUUUAUUGCUUGUGAUGGUGUAGGCUAGAAUGGAUGGCUCACCUUUGGUGGCAAUGUAGAACUAAAAUAUGCUUAAUUGUAAAAUUUUUGGGCCCAUCCUUUGAAUGCUUUGCUCUAUCAGCCAGUUUUGUUUUCGGGAGAUUUGAUAUAUUUAGGUAGCUUAUGUGGAACUAAGAAAACCUGAUCUAGGUCUGCUACAAAGCUGUGUAUAAUGGGCCUAACCAGGCACGAUAUAGUGCCAAUUGUAAAUGGGCUGAUUUUGUGGUAAUUUAUUUUAUUUUAUGUGCAAGAGCUAGGAAAUAUGCAGAAGCAACGUGCUCAGGCGCUCAGGAGGAUCCUGGAGUCGCCUGGAGUCUUCCAGGGACCUGCUUGCUUCAAUGCUUUGAGUGCCAAGCUGGUGGAGAAGGCUGGGUUCCAGUACUGCUUCACGAGUGGGUUCUCUAUAUCUGCUGCUCGGUUGGGCUUGCCAGAUGUGGGUCUGAUAUCCUAUGGUGAAAUGUUAGAUCAGGGGUACAAUAUCACACAAGCUGUUUCAAUUCCUGUCAUUGGGGAUGUUGAUAAUGGAUAUGGCAAUGAAAUGAAUGUCAAGAGAACUGUGAAAGGCUUUAUUCAGGCUGGUUUUGCUGGGAUUCUUCUUGAAGAUCAGGUGUCACCAAAAGCCUGCGGUCAUACCCGAGGAAGGAAGGUUGUUUCAAGGGAGGAGGCGGUGAUGCGCAUAAAAGCAGCUUUGGACGCUCGAGAAGAAAGUGGUUCUGACAUUGUGAUCAUAGCACGGACUGAUUCUCGGCAGGCUAUAUCUUUGGAAGAAGCAUUGUGGAGAUCAAGAGCCUUCGCUGAUGUGGGAGCGGAUGCUCUUUUCGUAGAUGCACUUGCUUCAGUGGAAGAAAUGAAGGCUUUUUGUGAAAUUGCUCCUCAGCUUCCAAAAAUGGCUAACAUGCUUGAAGGCCUAUUCUGAGUCCCUCUGAACUUGAGGAGAUUGGGUUUAAACUUGCAUGCUAUCCCUUAUCCUUGAUUGGGGUGUCUAUUCGUGCAAUGGAGGU